Messenger RNA from Dichotomopilus funicola, 3273 nucleotides. RefSeq lists its product as uncharacterized. The record is from RefSeq and is a predicted model, not a curated record. The transcript is spliced from 2 exons. Bases 1 to 3273 code for a protein of 1090 amino acids. NCBI's taxonomy places the organism in Eukaryota, Fungi, Ascomycota, Sordariomycetes, Sordariales, Chaetomiaceae.
AUGACCUCCACCAACCCCGGCCCUUCGGCCUCCCAACCCAACCUAAACCUUCCCAACCAGAAUCCCGCAGGCCCGUCGCCCUGCAACAACCCCCAAUGCGAGCAACGCGAGAGCCUCAUGAAACAGGAGAUUGACCGACUGCUGGACUGCAACGACAAGCUGAUCGCUCAGGUCAGUGAGAAGUCGGCGGAGAUCCGGGUUCUGCGGCAGAGAAUACGGGAGUUGGUCCAGGGGAAUGCUGCGGGGAAGAGGACGGAGCGGACCUGGCCCAUGGAGCUGCGUUCGUACCUAAAGAACUCCCAUCCGGUUCCUUCCAGGUAUGCCGAGAUCUACAAGAAAUGCUGCAUGGAGGAGAACAUGAGCACACAGACGCGUAUCGUACACCCCGACAUCAGGUUUGUGCGGCGAUAUGGCCAGUCGCUGCGGGAGUCGGAUACCGAGACCGAGAGCGAAGCGGAGGGUGAUGAUGCAGAUGCGAGAGAAGAAGACGAAGAAGAAAUCAUCGGCGGUGGCGGUGAUAGUGGAGAGUCUAUUGGUGAGGCGGUUCCAGCUCAGGAAGGCGAGAAACCCAACGACCACCCCUUCCCCUUCGAAAACCUCCCCUGGCCACUCCAAGCCAGAAUCCUCCGUCUCCUCCUCCACAAACCCAACACCAUCAUCCACUGCCUCUCCCGUCUGGACCCCUACUCCCAACCCGACCACUUCCCCUCUCCCGAAACCCUCGGCGAAACCCGCAGCGGCCUCCCCAACCGCUUCUACUGGGGCCCUCGCGAACUGAGUCUCUCCCAAGACGGCAUCCCCCCCAACGAAGUCCUCGCCCCGCUCUCCGUCAGCCAACGCUUCUAUUUCCUCGGCGCCCACAUCUUCUACGGCCUCAACACCUUCGCCUUCUCCAGCCUUGGUGAGUUAGGCCGUUUCUGCCAGGGCUCCGGCCUGCACCGCGUCGCGCGCAUCCAACACAUCGAACUCCUCCUCACCGGCAGCCAGUACCUCACCGCUCCCGUGCUUGAGAAUACCCGUCUCGGCCGCCUCGGCCGUGCCGCCGCCGCCGCCGCCAAUGCCCUCGGCAUCCGGGGGGACCGGAACUCAAGAGCCGCGCAGCAGGCGUCGCUACCACCGCUGUCCCGGCGUACGUACCCGCUCACCUGGCUAGCGCACACCAGCCGGCUGAAGACACUCGUCGUGCACCUCAACGAAACGGCGCGUUUCCACAUCCGCCGGGGGUAUGAGCACGACAAGGUAAAAGCCUUCUUGGCGCAGCACAGCGCGGGGCAGCCAAACACGCGGAUGACGCGGUCGCUGAGGUGUUUGCAGGGGCUGGAUUAUAUCUAUCAGCUGCGCGGGAUGGAGUGGGUGCGGUUUUAUGAUUUUAAUCAGGUGUUGCGGUCGGCGAGGAGUGUAAGGCAGAGGGUGAGGGAUUGGUCGUUUGAGGAGGAUGUGAUGAGGGUGGCGACGAUGGAGAAGGAGCCGCUGAGGGCGGAGCUGGCGGCUUUGGAGAAUUUGCCGGAGUUGUUGCCUGUGGAUGUUAAGGAGAAACCCAAAAGCCAAGAAGGGGAGGAGGAAGGAGCAAAAAGAGAGGGAGGAAGAGAAGAAGAAGAAGGAGAAAAGUGGCAAAGGGAAACUUGGAUGCCGAGGCCGGAUGAUUGGGCGUUGGUCAAGAGCGUAUUUGCGUACAAACCGGGCCAGUCCUCGUACGACGACAUGAGAAUGGCGAAGCGCAAACGCCGUGACGCAGCAGCAGAGCGCCGGGCGAAAUCGGCAUCGGCAUCGGCAUCGGCAUCACGCCGGGGCAGUAGCAGCAUGCGGGCGCCGUCGCUGGCGACCAUCUUCGAGGAGAACUCGUCCGAUUCGUCCGGCCUGGUCUACUCGGAUAGCGACGAUGAUGACAACAUGUCCUCCGCAACUACCUCCAUCAAGACAGAUUCUUCUGAUGACGAGGCGUCGUCAGAAUCGGAUGUGUCGUUGUCGUCGUUGUCGAGGUCAUCGGCCUUGUUCACGGCUUCAGAAGACUCUGGCGACCUCGGGUCGGACGGGAUUUCCUCCUCUGACUCCUCUGACUCCUCUAACUCCGACUCAGACUCUGGCUCGGAUCUUGACUCCUCCGAUUCCGACACCGGCUCGCGGCGUUCAUUCAACAAUAUCCUCACCACUCACCUCACUAACAGGCACACCACAUCCAACCCCCAAACCAAGAAACAACCCAGCCCAAGCCUAACCCCUAUGCCCAUGAUCAAACGCCGUGAAUCAACAGCAGCCACAUCCAGCCCCUCACGCAUCACCAUCAAACGCCGCGAGUCAACAACCACCUCCCCCCCUGAUAACCGCAACAACCGCGGCAUCCGCGGCCACAGUCGUGCCAGGAGCAACAGCACAGGCAUGUUUGUCUCGCCAGGCCCGAGUAACCCCUUUUUCGCUCGGGCCGCUUCUUUCCGCUCUUCCUCGUCAACCCCCGGGCCGGGCGGUAACAAUAACAGACCGCAGAGGGAGUCGAGUGAUGCGAGUGAGGGGUUGUUUAUGACGCCUGGGCCGUCGAAUCCGAAUUUGAAUCCAAAUCUGAUGAGUGUGCCGUCGUCGUCCAUGGGUGGUGGUGGUGGUGGUGGACUACUGGCUGGGAUGGGACGACAGCAUCAGGAGCUGGUUAAGAGGGAGAGACGGGGUACGACGCCCGUUGCUUCGCUGCCUGUCGCGCAGACUCAGGAGGAGGGGGUGAGCAAGUUCAGGCCAUUGAGCGAAUUGUUUCGGCAACGUCUGUCGUUGUCUUUGUCGGGUUCGUCCUCGGAGUCGUCGUCAUCUUCGGAAACUGAGAAUGGCGAUGAUGACGAUGACGAGGACAGCGAAAAUGACAAUGACAGUGACGGCGUCAGUGGCGUCAGCACCAAUCUGGGUCUGAGCGAUGACAGUGACGAGGGUGAUGAAGAUAUGGAUAUGGAUCUUGGGUCUUCGGACGAGUCUUCGUCGUUGGAUUCGGCUUCGGAGUCGGAGUCUGAGAAUGGAGAUGACAACGAUGAGAACAAUGGCCCCAUCACCUUCGUUGACGUCGCUAGUGCUAGGCUGGGCCUGAGUGAUGACAGCCAAGGGGAUGGUGAAGACGACGGUACAGAUCUUGGGUCUUUGAGUGAUACGUCUUCGACUUCGUCGUUGGAUCCGGAUUCUGAUUCGGAUUCUGUUUUUGGGUCUGGGUCUGGUUCAAAGACGGGCAGUUUGAAGCGGAAGGGUGAUCGGUUGAUGGAGCGUGAUGCGUCCCCGUUGAAAAAGGCGCGCGUUGAGAACUGA